This is a messenger RNA of Cherax quadricarinatus, 3497 nucleotides long. RefSeq lists its product as uncharacterized. The record is from RefSeq and is a predicted model, not a curated record. NCBI's taxonomy places the organism in Eukaryota, Metazoa, Arthropoda, Malacostraca, Decapoda, Parastacidae.
CAGUUGAGAGUUUGGGGUGUACAUCAAGACUACUGCUGAAUAUUAUAACCACUAGAGGUGAGGUGUAAGGCGAGUGCUCUGAUCUGAGGCACUCGAUGGAUAUUUAUCAUUAGAUCAGGAGAAGGUGUUAGCCAUCCAAGAAAUUUCAGUAGCGUUCAACAAGAUAUUUAGAUAAUGGCAGAAUCUUUGGAAGACAAAAUCCUACACAGCAGCAAUGGCAGGCCGGAAUAUACAUGCUGGAGACCGUCUUCACUCUACUCACUCUCAGUAACUGAGCUGGAUUAUGAAGAGGUUCAUGAUAUACAGAGAACGGUGCACUUAGAAGAUUUUCAAGAUAUAAUAAAAAAUUCCACAAUGAUACCACAUUCCCUAACAGAACUGUCUCACACACAUUUGAUAAAAAUACUGCCUGAUGUACAGGGGCUCUGGUAUAGUAGUAGCCGCCCAGAUAAAGGUCAGAAUAACUGGUACGGAAAUGUGAGUCUUCAAGUCAAUUUCAGACAGUUUCUUCAGAUGCUGAAAAGUUAUAAUAUCUAUUUCAGUGAAAUUACUGAUUAUAAUUCAACAAGUGCAUCGAGACUGUUGAUAACAAACAAAAAUCUGCCGUUACCUAGCUACGACCCUAGCAAGUUGGGAGGCCCAUGGUACUACGAUGGUAAGAAAGAUUGGUUCCUAACUGAAUGUCGCAGAUAUGACGGUAGAUGUAAUUUCAAUGGUCAUAACGUUGAAUUGUUACUCUCUCUCUCUGACACUCAAUAUGCUUCUUUGUUACAUGAAUCAAAGAUAGUCGCCGUUAACCAUUCUGAAGCUAACAGUACGGAGAAGCAUAAGUGUAAGAAACACAGGUCAGGUACAAGGUGGACUACGUGCCCUUCUUAUUCAGCAGAGAAAACGAGCGAAAUAUUAAGUUAUCUAAACGAAGAUAUAUUAUAAAUUUGUAUUUUAUGAUUAUAUUAUAUAGGAAUCGCUAGUCCCAUACGGCUCAUAUUAUGCCAUAGGAAUGCGAGGUAAUUAGAUUUGAUCCGAGGAAGCAAAAGGCAGUUCUAUUUCUCUGGUAUCCCCCAAAGGGGAUACUAGUUAGAACAACUUUGAAAGUUAACUUGAUUUAUUUCAUAUUAUUUUAUGCAUUCUUUGACUACGUGUUUUUAAUAAGUUUAGAGAAAGUAUAAGUAUGCUCUCGAGUUUAGAGGAAAAGUAUAAGUAUGCUCUCGAGUUUAAAGGAAAAGUACAAGUAUGCUCUCGAGUUUAAAGGAAAAGUACAAGUAUGCUCUCGAGUUUAAAGGAAAAGUAUAAGUAUGCUCUCGAGUUUAAAGGAAAAGUAUAAGUAUGCUCUCGAGUUUAAAGGAAAAGUAUAAGUAUGCUCUCGAGUUUAAAGGAAAAGUAUAAGUAUGCUCUCGAGUUUAAAGGAAAAGUAUAAGUAUGCUCUCGAGUUUAAAGGAAAAGUAUAAGUAUGCUCUCGAGUUUAAAGGGAAAAAAUAUAAGUAUGCUCUCGAGUUUAAAGGAAAAGUAUAAGUAUGCUCUCGAGUUUGAAGGAAAAGUACAAGUAUGCUCUCGAGUUUAAAGGAAAAGUAUAAGUAUGCUCUCGAGUUUAAAGGAAAAGUGCAAGUAUGCUCUCGAGUUUAGAGGAAACGUACAAGUAUGCUCUCGAGUUUAAAGGAAAAGUACAAGUAUGCUCUCGAGUUUAGAGGAAAAGUAUAAGUAUGCUCUCGAGGAGAGGUGACCCAACUUUUCACUUCACCAACUUCUUCAUAAAGUUUCUCAUUGUUUAUCGACUCUCAAACAUUUACUAUAAUAAAAUAAUUUAAUAAAUAGUACUUUAACAAAUAGUACUACGAAUAAUAAUAAUAAUAGAUAAUAAUAGUAAUAACUUCACAAAAAAGAGGCGAUAUAUAAAUUAUGAAAAAUACAAGAUUUAACAAAACCUCGUUUUACUGAAGCUAUUGAUAUAAUUAACAGGAAGGAAACAUCUGGCGAGUGUCAACAAGGUCACUGAUGUUUAGUUGGUGAUUGUUGAGUUAUAAUGGUUAGUUACCAGGCUCUUCCAGGUCCAGUCUGUUCCCUUGCUUAGUUACAAAUACAUUUGCAUGGCUAAAACCAGUUUCAACGUUGUACUGACUUACCCUUUUGACCCCCAAUCAUUUAUCGACCCCUUUAAUAGUCCCGUAGAUCCUUAAGUGUCAAUAUUGACCACUUUGGGGACCCCUGAGCCAGAAUUUAGGGUUUAGGAACAACAGUAUGACAGUAUCAUGUACAUAACGUGUAUCUGAAAUAUUUUUAAAGAUUGUAUAUUCGUAUGGAAGACCUAAAUCAGUAGGGGCAGUGAAUCACCAUCGUAAAGGAAGAUGAUCAGGUUUGAGAAAAGAGAGGAGAGCUCCACUUUCUUAAAUCAAGAGCCCUUCACUAGCAUCAAGACUCUCCCCCCCUCGCCCAGAUGAUGGAUACAUCAAGAUCAUUUUUAUAUUAAAACUUAUGUACGACAUAAAAAUUAAGUACCAAUUUUAAAGCAUGUGUAUGUAUGAAGUAGCACUUACGUAGCAGUUACGUAGCUUAUGUAGCAGUUGCGUAGCACUUACGUAGCAGUUACGUAGCACUUAUGUAGCAGUUACGUAGCACUUAUGUAGCAGUUACGUAGCACUUAUGUAGCAGUUACGUAGCUUAUGUAGCAGUUACGUAGCACAUAUGUAGCAGUUACGUAGCUUAUGUAGCAGUUACGUAGCUUAUGUAGCAGUUACGUAGCACUUAUGUAGCAGUUACGUAGCUUAUGUAGCAGUUACGUAGCUUAUGUAGCAGUUACGUAGCACUUAUGUAGCAGUUACGUAGCUUAUGUAGCAGUUACGUAGCUUAUGUAGCAGUUACGUAGUACUUGUGUAGCAGUUACGUAGUACUCGUGUAGCAGUUACGUAGUACUCGUGUAGCAGUUACGUAGUACUCGUGUAGCAGUUACGUAGUACUCGUGUAGCAGUUACGUAGUACUCGUGUAGCAGUUACGUAGCACUUAUGUAGCAGUUACGUAGCACUUAUGUAGCAGUUACGUAGUACUCGUGUAGCAGUUACGUAGCACUUAUGUAGCAGUUACGUAGUACUCGUGUAGCAGUUACGUAGUACUCGUGUAGCAGUUACGUAGUACUCGUGUAGCAGUUACGUAGCACUUAUGUAGCAGUUACGUAGUACUCGUGUAGCAGUUACGUAGCACUUAUGUAGCAGUUACGUAGUACUCGUGUAGCAGUUACGUAGUACUCGUGUAGCAGUUACGUAGCACUUAUGUAGCAGUUACGUAGUACUCGUGUAGCAGUUACGUAGCACUUAUGUAGCAGUUACGUAGUACUCGUGUAGCAGUUACGUAGUACUCGUGUAGCAGUUACGUAGCACUUAUGUAGCAGUUACGUAGCUUAUGUAGCAGUUACGUAGUACUCGUGUAGCAGUUACGUAGCACUUACGUAGCAAAUAUGUAGAAAUCAUGUAGAAAUCACAAUAAAAAAAAAUAAAAAUUACCAGCC